CCUCGCAGCGGCAGCAGCGACAGCGAGCGACACUCCACGUCGCGUGCAGCGCCUCAAGUAGGCCGGGGCCGCCGCGUCGCGCUUCCUUUCUGACCAGCACAGCCUGCGUCUGCUGUCCUCACCCCUUCCCUCUUCCCCUCUCUCGUUCCCGUUCGUCCCCUUCAUUCCCAUCUUACUCCUCCUUUCUCUUUCUCUCGGGCCGGUCCCACCUUUUCUGCCUCGUCCUUUCUCAUCCACACUUAUCCUCCUCCUCUCCCGUAUCUUCUUACCUCGCCGCCACUCUCUCACGAUGUUCACGCGCACGCUCCUGCCCAUGCCGCUCGACACCGCCAAGGCCGCCGCACUGCAGCCGGCGCCCGCCCUGCCGCUGCAGUUCAUCGACGACGACGCGUCGAGCAGCGACAGCGAUGACACGUCCGCCUCGUCCGACACGGGCAGCGACGGCGAGACGGCCACGGCCGACCUGGGCGCAUGGGCCGUCUCGUCCGACUCGGCAGGCGAGGAGAGCGAGGGCAGCGAUGACACGGACGCCGAGAUCCACGUCGCCGUCGUCGCCGAGACGACGCCGCGCGCCACCAGCGCCGCCGCUGCUGCCAGCUCGUUGGCGCAGAUGCUCAAGCUCGAAGGCUGCUCGCCGUCGUCCGUCGAGCUCAACAAGAGCAGCUUCUCGCCCUCGGCCAACGAUGGCACCUCCAGUCCGCUGCCGGCUGUGGCGCAGAGCGCUGGCGCACCUUCCCGCUCGCGCUCCUCGACCGGCGUGCUGCAGCUGGCCUACCUCGAUCUCUGCGACGCCCUCCUCACGCCCGUGCUGCCGCGCCGCUCUUCAUCGCUCGAGGAGUCAGUCUCCACGAUUGAGAUUGAGCAGGUGUGGGAUGGCGACGAUGAAGGCUCGGCGUCUCCUCCGCCGCUCUCGCCCAACGAGCGCAGCGCAGGUCGUCGAGCUGCCUCGGCACGCAUGCUUCGCACGCUGCGCUCCGCAUCCAUCAGCACGCCCGAAGCACCGGAGCUCUCGCGCCCCGCUCGUGCGUUUCCUCGUCCGCUCGGCCUCGCGGCCCACCGCGUCGCCUCGUCGGCCGGCCAACCGGCACGUCGUCUUCCCUCCCUCUCGCAGAUCGCAGGACGUGCCGCCAUCGUCCGUCCGGCACCGAUGCCACUCGGCACGCCGCGUCCCUGCUCCCGCACGCCACUACCCGCCUCUGCGCGCGUCGUCUCCUGCCCCGACGGCCGUGCCGUGCCGCUCUGGGUCUCUGCAGGUCGUCCGGGCGGCGAAGGCAGCGUGGCAGUGUACAUCACUCCGCCCACACCCCGUGCGGCGGGCUGGUCACCUCUACCUCCGCCACACGUCUUUCCCGCACCCACGCCGUCGCUGCUCACGUCGCCGCGUCCCGAUCUCGCACCCGGACGCACGCGCAUGCAACGCGAACAGGCAGCUGCCGCUGAAGAAGCACGUCGUCUGUGGGCGCUGUGGGCCGAAGCGGCACUUCAAGCGACGCCCUCGACGCAGCUCCAAGUGCAGAGCGCCCAAGCGCACCUGGCCACCUCGCAGGAUCUGCGUGCCGCACAGCGCUGCGUCGGCGAGUCGACUGCCCUGCCUCGUCCGGCGCGUCGCGCUACGAUGAUGGCUGCUGUGCCUCGUGCCAACGGCAGCAGUGGUCUCGGUCUCAGUGAAGCAGACUCGGCGACUUCCUGGCGACGCGCGCCUUCGACGGCGCCCAUCUCGGCACAGGCGGACGGACGACGCUUCUCGGCCGCGCCGCCGGCCACGCGCGUGCGCUUCGAGGAGCAGAAGAAGCCGGCGCUCCUGAGUGCGAGCCCGCCGCGCUCGAAGGAGGGAGAGGCGAUGCUGCGUCAGCUAGCUGCGAGACACAACUAGAUGUUCACGCGCCGAACGAGGCGCUGGAAAGCGAAGCGAGCGAAGAGGCGGUCAUUGCCCCUUCUUCGCUGAGAUGAGACACAAGGUUAUCGAUAAUACGUAGAUACUCCUCCUCCUCCCCCCCCUCCCCUCAUUCUUACCAUCAUCCAUCAUCACUCGUCAUCACUCAUCAUCACCCGGCAUCUUGCUAUUACCAUCCUUAACCCCCUCCGCUCUCC
This is a messenger RNA of Tilletiopsis washingtonensis, 2091 nucleotides long. RefSeq lists its product as hypothetical. Lineage: Eukaryota; Fungi; Basidiomycota; Exobasidiomycetes; Entylomatales. The transcript has a single exon. Bases 290 to 1873 code for a protein of 527 amino acids. The record is from RefSeq and is a predicted model, not a curated record.